AUGUGGCAUGUGCUACAGCUGAAGGUCAUAUUACCUGAGGUGAUAUCCCCCUACCAGAGUGCGUUUGUUCCUGGCAGAUUGAUUACGGAUAAUAUAUUGGUGGCAAAUGAACUUGCUCAUGUUGUCCAUAACAAGCGUGAUGGAGAUGAUGGGUACAUAGCUUUGAAAUUGGAUUUGUGCAAGGCCUAUGAUAGGAUGGAAUGGAUUUUUCUGGAGAGAGUGAUGUAUCGGUUUGGGUUUGCUCGAAACUGGAUUUCAAUGGUGAUGCAAUGUGCAAUGGGUCUUUUACCAGGCAUUGCUGUAUGUACUAAUGCACCCAUAGUGAACCAUUUAUUGUUUGCGGAUGAUAGUAUGCUUUAUGCACAAGCCUCAUUGGAGUCCUAUUCUGUUAUACAGGAGGUUUUGGAGACUUAUGGGAGGGCUUCUGGCCAGGUAGUUAAUUUUGCUAAGAGCUCAGUGGUGUUUAGCAAGAAUGUGCUGGUUGAUUUACAGGAUGAGAUUUCCAACUUGUUGGGUGUGGAAGUUUUGGAAUCUGAUGCAAAAUAUUUAGGUCUGCCCACUUAUGUAGGGAGGAAGAAGACGUCUACCUUCCAGUAUAUUAAGGAAAGAACAGCAAUGUGCAAGAUUCUGUGGGGGAGCACGUUAGAUAAAAGGAACAUACACUGGAAGAGUUGGAAUGCUCUUUGUAACCCGAAGGAGGAGGGUGGUUUGGGUUUUCGAAGCCUAUCCGACUUCAAUUCUGCCAUGCUAGCCAAACAAGCAUGGAGGAUCCUGAUGACUCCUUCAUCUCUUAUUGCUCGCAUCUACAAAGCGAGAUACUUCCCGGAUACUUCGUUUUGGGAAGCUAUGCCUCAUACGUCUCCCUCUUUUUCGUGGAGAAGUAUUUUCUCUUCUAGAGAAUUACUUCAACAAAGUUGUUACUGGCAAGUGGGUAAUGGGGCGGAUAUUGCCAUCUACUCGGAUAAUUGGGUGGUGGCGCUACCUCUUGGGCGGCCUACCAACCCGGGGUUGGCAGCGGUUGAGGUCACACAAGUUAGUGAGCUGAUGAGUGAUGUGGGACGGUGGAAUAUCCCUCUAAUAUAG
Messenger RNA from Rosa chinensis, 1083 nucleotides. RefSeq lists its product as uncharacterized. Lineage: Eukaryota; Viridiplantae; Streptophyta; Magnoliopsida; Rosales; Rosaceae. The record is from RefSeq and is a predicted model, not a curated record. The coding region runs from base 1 to 1083 and encodes 360 amino acids. The transcript has 4 exons.